CUGAUUUCGCCACCUGAGAUUCCAUUGAGAGUUAAACAUAAUGGAAUGUUUAAGCGGAACGUACAUGCGCUUUGGAUACUCCACCGAGGCCGUCGUUUUUGGACGCAGAAGACGCAUUUGCUGCCAUGGGACCGUGCCAACUGCUUACAUCACUGGUCCUUUGCAUGUGUUGUCAUUUUCUGUCCUCUACUGCAUGGUCGGUGAAUAACUUCCUGAUGACUGGACCAAAGGCCUAUCUGAUUUAUGCCAACAGCGUCCAGGUGGGCGCGCAGAGUGGGAUCCAGGAAUGCAAACAUCAGUUUGCUUGGGACAGGUGGAACUGCCCAGAGACGGCCCUCCAGCUGUCAACUCAAAAUGGAGUUCGUGGUGCCACAAGAGAAACGUCUUUUGUCCACGCAAUCAGUGCUGCAGGUGUGAUGUACACUCUUACUAAGAACUGCAGUAUGGGAGACUUUGAAAACUGUGGAUGUGACGACUCAAAGAUUGGACAGAUGGGUGGUAAGGGUUGGGUAUGGGGGGGCUGCAGUGAUAACGUGCAAUUUGGGGAGAAGAUAUCCAAACAGUUCGUGGACGCGCUGGAGAACGGGCAUGACUCGCGUGCAGCUGUGAACCUGCACAACAACGAGGCAGGCAGACUGGCGAUCAAGGCGACAAUGAAGCGAGCCUGUAAGUGCCACGGCGUGUCGGGAAGCUGCUCCAUCCAGACCUGCUGGAUGCAGCUGCCAGACUUCAGAGACAUCGGCAACUACCUCAAAGUCAAACACGAUCAGGCGCAGAAACUAGAGAUGGACAGGAGGAGGAUGAGGUCGGGGAACAGCGCCGACAACAGGGGUGCCAUCGCAGACGCAUUUAGCAGCAUUGCCAGGACGGAGCUCAUUUACCUGGAGGAAUCUCCCGACUAUUGUACCAAGAACAAGAGCUUGGGGCUCCAGGGCACGGAGGGAAGGGAGUGUCUGCAAGGGGGAAAGAAUCUCUCCCAAUGGGAGAGGAGGAGCUGCCGCCGGUUGUGCCAUGAGUGCGGCCUAAGGGUUGAGGAGAGGAGGAUGGAGGUUAUUAGCAGCUGCAACUGUAAAUUCCAUUGGUGUUGCACAGUCAAGUGCGAGAGGUGCACUCAAGUCGUCACCAAAUAUUACUGCGCGCGCAGGGACAAGGUGCGUAGGCCUCAAAACAGCACCAGGAAAAGUGGUAAAAGGCACCACGUCCAACGCACCUGAUUUGUGUAUGCCCAGAUCAUGGCCAAGACAGUUUAUUUUAAAAAUUCCUUAUUUAAAAUGUUUAAUUAGUUAAUUUUAUCUAUAUUUGAUGUUGUUGCCCAAAUAAUCCACACGCUGUCUCCUGCAAUUUUCUUGAUGAAUGUAGGCGUUUUUUCAUCCCACAUCGAAGGACAAUUUCCACUUGUCGCUUUGUUUAAAAUGCACUUUAUGUUCUAUAACAUG
This is a messenger RNA of Esox lucius (northern pike), 1436 nucleotides long. Its product is annotated as protein Wnt-8a. The coding region runs from base 126 to 1214 and encodes 362 amino acids. Gene Ontology annotation, cellular component: extracellular region. Gene Ontology annotation, biological process: canonical Wnt signaling pathway; neuron differentiation; multicellular organism development. Gene Ontology annotation, molecular function: frizzled binding; cytokine activity. The record is from RefSeq and is a predicted model, not a curated record. NCBI's taxonomy places the organism in Eukaryota, Metazoa, Chordata, Actinopteri, Esociformes, Esocidae. The transcript is spliced from 7 exons.